This is a messenger RNA of Xyrauchen texanus (razorback sucker), 879 nucleotides long. RefSeq lists its product as uncharacterized. The record is from RefSeq and is a predicted model, not a curated record. Lineage: Eukaryota; Metazoa; Chordata; Actinopteri; Cypriniformes; Catostomidae.
AUGGUAAAGUGGCCAGACGGAGGCCACUACUCACACGGAGAAAAGCUGGAGAAGUUACAUGAAGAAAUAGAGCGUUUAAAACGCGAAAAUAAAGAGUUGCAGUUCAAACUGAUCAUGGAGCCUCCAAAGUCAAUCAGUAAAGUGUCCAGCCAUAGAAUCCAGAGGUGUAAAACAGAGAGCCACAUGUUCCAGACAGAUAGAAGGAAUUACCUGGAGCAAACACUGGAGAAAACAUGUCUACUACAAAGCACAGAACUCAGGUAGUGUAAAGAAACCAGAUCAAAUUCUUCUGGGAUGCCCACAGCAGACAGGAUGGAUGUUCCUUCAGAAGCCAAAUCAGGGUUCAUCACUUCUCUAGAGCCUCUAAUGAUCCAGUGCAGCCCCUCUCUGCCCCCACGACCUCCUACCCUGCAGGAGUGUGAGAUCAUCAUACGUCAGCUGUACAAUGCUAAUGGCCUGCAGUCCCAGGAGAUCUUUCGGGUGAAAGCUGUUCUCCAAGACAUUGUUCUCAACAAGAAAAUCACUGCAGAGAACUACAUUUUGAGCAAGGCAUACCUCACUUAUGGUAAAAGAACUCAGGAUUCAGAGACAUUUCCUGAGCUUUCCCUCCAAACACUGCCUAGAGGAUUACCUAUGUCACAGGCACGUAAAGCCGAAAAGGUGAUUCUCCCUGCCCUCAAACAGAGCCUGAACAACAACAUAGCAGAGAGACACAGGAGAACUCAGGCUUUGCAGAGAAGACGUCUAAAGUGGACUUUGCACUGAAGGCCCAGUUUGUAUAAAUUUGUACAUAUAUAGACUGUUAUAAUCAAAGGAUGAAAGAAUAUUAUCUGUCCGUUUUCAAAAUGAAUUGUGUGCCACUUUGUGAAACAAUUUAGA